UUUUCUUGUACAGAGAGAGAAAAAGGGGAAGGAGUAUGAUAUCAAUAAUUCAUCGAAUCAAAUUAAAUUUCAGCAUUUCUUCAAAAACCAAUUAAGUUUCUUCUUCAUCUUCUUCGUUCUUCUUCUGUUGAAUCGCGUAACAUCAACAAUGAAGGAAAAACUUUCAUUCUCUCUCCCAUCUUCAAAAUCAUCCUCCAAAUCGAACAAACCCUCAAAAACCUUCAACGAAGAUUCUUCCACAAAUCAACAACAAAAGCAAUUAAUCACUGAAUUCGAUCCUUCUAAACCCCAAACCCUAAUUCCUAAAACCCUAAUUCCCCCAAUCGAAAAUCAAUGGCGUCCCCACAAGAAAAUGAAGAAUCUCGAUCUUCCAAUCACCGAUUCACACUCUGACCAUUCCCUCACGUUUGUACCUGAUACCACAGUUUCCGAUCAACCCGAUAAUUCAUCGUAUGGUCUCAAUCUCCGUGACAAUGAUAAAAAACCACAAUCUGAUGAUGUUGUUGUUGAUGCGCCGAGGCCGAAGGCUUCGGUUGAGGUUUCUAUGUUGCAGAAAUUUAAGGAUGAUAUGGAGAGGUUGCCUGAUGAUAUGGGGUUUGAUGAGUAUAAGGAUGUACCUGUGGAGGGGUUCGGUGCGGCGUUGCUUGGUGGGUAUGGAUGGAAAGAAGGAAUGGGGAUUGGGAAGAAUGCUAAGGAGGAUGUGAAGGUUGUUGAGGUGAAGAGGAGGACUGGUAAGGAGGGUUUGGGUUUUGUGGCUGAUUUGCCACCUCCGAGUUCGAAGAAAGGCGAGAGGAAUGGGAGGGGGGAGACUGAGAGGAAGAAGAAGGAGGAGAGAGUUGUUAGGAUUGUGAGAGGGAGGGAUGUUGGGUUGAAAGCUAGUGUUGUGGGGAGAGAUGGGGAGGAUGUUGUUGUUUUGAGGGUUUUGGGCAGUGGUGAGGAGGUUAAGGUUAAAGUGGAGGAUGUUGCGGAGUUGGGUUCGGUUGAGGAGGAGAGGUGUCUAAGGAAGUUGAAGGAUUUGAAGAUUCGUGGUCGUGAUGAGGAGAAAGGGUCGAAGAGUAAGCGGGGCAGGGAUGGGGUUGACGAGAGGAGAGUGAAUGGUAAUGGUGGUGUUGGUGGUAAGGAAGAGAAGGGGAGGAAACAGGUUUCGUGGCUUACGAGUCAUAUUCGCGUAAGGGUGAUUAGCCGAAGUUUGAAAGGGGGGAGACUUUAUUUGAAGAAAGGAGAGGUUUUGGAUGUAAUUGGGCCUACUACGUGUGAUAUAUCUAUGGAUGAGAGUAGGGAGAUUAUUCAAGGGGUGUCUCAAGAUAUGCUUGAGACGGCUAUUCCACGACGAGGGGGACCUGUUCUUGUAUUGUCUGGUAGACAUAAGGGUGCCUUUGGAAGUCUUAUUGAGAGGGAUUCGGAUAAGGGGAUUGGUACUGUUAAAGAUGCUGAUACCCAUGAGAGGCUCAAUGUUGAAUUUGAACACAUGGCUGAGUAUAUAGGGGACCCAAGCUUACUGGGACAUUGAUUCUAUUGUAUGCAUUGCCGUGUAGAACAUUGAAGAAACAAAUUUACAAAUAUAUAUCAGUUCGUUGCAAAGUGAUUGGUGAAUGGUGGAUGAUACAUAUGACAAGCUCAAUGCCGUCCAAAGUGGAUAUUUUGGAUUUGAGAGCUUGGACACUGAUUUACAGGCAGUGGUGGAGGGCUUCCUGGUUGAAACUUCUUUGAAAGACCAGAAAGUUCUGAUUGCAAUUCACCAAAUCCAUGGAAACGAGAGAUUGAAAAUCAGACAGUUGAUUUGAAUAUAGAUAUCCAAUUCCGCCACCGGUUUUUAGUUAUCAUAAUCAAACAAACUUACCGAAUUUGGAAAACAACGAAAUCAGCCUGUUAUUUUGUGCUAACAAAUAGCUAGUUUCUUAAAAUUGGUUUUAGAUAUAGUUUUUGGUUGGGGCUGGGAAGUGGUUCACCCCUACUAGUAAUUCAUUGAAUACAUUGUCUGAUUCACGUGGAUGAAAAAGAACUAGUUGAAAAGACCCUUGAAUUCAGUUAAAAUGAAAAAGACAUUUGAAAACUUAUGUUGUGAUUGUGGUGUCACUAUGUAGACUAGAGACUGAUUCAUUGAAAAUUUUAGUUCAGUUGGCUUUUCAUUUAAGUAGCUUUCUUCAUGUUAUCUCUCUUAUUUUUGUAGAUUUGUCCUGCAAAGACACUGACCCAUGUAUACUUGGUCAGUUCAGGCUUUACUUAUUGUUUGGUUAAGCAAUACCUUCUUUCUUGUCAUUUAAUGUAUUAAUAGAAAAUAGUGAAUCAUACCAUUUCCGAAGGAAAAUGAAGAAGUUUGAGAUGGACUUAAGGUAUGCUAUUCAGUCACUUCACACUUAAAACUCUAAUUUUUCCUUCUGAAUGUUGUGGCCUUUCUUCUGGGGAAGUUCAAUCUUUGGGGCAGUUUGAUUUUUGGAGUGUUGUUUUUUUCUUCUUUGCCUUGGUAGUAUGUUUUAAGUUAUUUCUUGUUAAGUACUUGAUAAAUUUGUAUUAACAAUUAGAAGUUCAGGUACUGCAACCAAAAUAUGUGCCUUCCAGACACACUAUUCCUUCUCUGCAGAUUUUUAUGUAUUUGUCUGAUCUCUGAUGAUAUUCCCACAUAAAUCUUUCUAUCAAGAUUCAAAACAAAAAAAGUUUAUAUGAAUAGUAGUAGACAAGUGUUGUAAUCCGUUGACUUAUCGCUUACUGAUGCUGGGCUUGCUUGUUUGAUUCUGUGGCACUGGCUUUGAACCUUCUAUCUUUUUUUCAGUAUUAUUCUUGUUACUGUUGUCGUGCUGUUCCAAUGUAUGCAUGAUUUAUUUUCUGCAAUAUCUGACAGAACAGUUAGAGAAACAAUCAUAUGUAUGAAUUACAAUUACGUUGGGAUUUACAUGUAGCAGUUGUAUGCUUUCUCAACUGAAGUGACCCCGUUUUCAUG
Messenger RNA from Medicago truncatula (barrel medic), 2938 nucleotides. Its product is annotated as protein MOS2. The transcript is spliced from 2 exons. Gene Ontology annotation, molecular function: nucleic acid binding. Gene Ontology annotation, biological process: mRNA splicing, via spliceosome. Bases 149 to 1510 code for a protein of 453 amino acids. Lineage: Eukaryota; Viridiplantae; Streptophyta; Magnoliopsida; Fabales; Fabaceae. The record is from RefSeq and is a predicted model, not a curated record. Gene Ontology annotation, cellular component: spliceosomal complex.